AUGUUUGGAAACAGCGCUCCCUUCUCUUAUUCCCCAGGGGGUUUCUCACAAGAAGACCUCCCUCAGCAGAGGCGGGGUUUCCAACAGGAUGACCUCAAGGGUGCUCCACUGCAGAGAAACAACAUGUCCAGGCCCAGUGGCAGAUCCAUAUACAUGCAGAGAAAGGAGUACUCUGAGUCGCUGAACAGAAAUUCUGACAACUUUCAAGUCAGAGUGGAGCAUCUGUUCACCUGUGAGCUGGACGGCCAGGAGAUGAGGACGGUGGACGACUGUGUGGCCAAGCUGAAGAGGCUGGAUGCCAAAGGUCGUUUGUGGCCCCAGCAGAUGAUCAUGGAGGUUCAGGGAGGAUAUUUGAUGCUCAGUGACAUUGAGACCAAAGCAGAGCUGGAGUUGCUGCCUUUGAGUAGCAUCCAAAAAACCAAAGCUGUGUUGGACAGCUGCGCCUACAACUCUCUGCUGACAAUAAUUGUGCAGGAACGCAGCAAACGCAUCCAUCAGGUCUUCAUGUUCCAGUGUGAGGAGACCGGGGCGGAGCUCAUCAAGAGCGAUCUGGAUAAGAUCAUCAAAAAAGGAGGUGAUCAUGUGGAACCACGCAGGGAGCAGCCAGACAUCAGGAGUAAUCUUGAGAAUAUCAUAGGGCAACAUACUUCAGGUUCAAGUUUCCGACAGGCUGGACCUCAUCCUAUGCAGCAAGAAAGGAACCUGCCACCACCGGACCACCUGGCCCCACAGUGGGGCAACAACAGAGAACCAGAAAAUAUGCCUCCUCCACGGGUCUUCACCCCACAAGAAGAACUACUGAACUAUCCUGAUCUUCAUGAACUACAGAGUAGCCCAGAGCUCGCUCUGCCACCUGAGCAGACAGACACUGCGAGGAACACGGACAUUUUAAACCACAUUUUAAAUGAUAUGGAGAUCUUCAUGGACAAAGUGUCGGCUGCAUCAAACGCACCUUCACAGCAAGAGGACAAGAGCAAAAACAAAAAGCUGUUUCAGAGGAAAAAAUCUAAACGAAAUGCUGUUAGUCUGCCACCUUUGGAGGAAUAUUACGCCUAUCUUCAGAAAAUCAAAUAUGGAUUCAAUCUGCUGGGUCAGCUGGAUGGGGAACUGACCAAUCCCAGUGCUCCUGACUUUGUCCACAUCUUCUUUAGUAGUUUAGGCUCGAUCUUGCCUCAGUAUCCUGCAGACCUGCCUCCCACUGUGCUCUCUCCCCUGCUGACAGAGAUGGCCAUGCGGUUGCUGGCUCAGGUCGUUGACCCGAAUGAGGACCAAAUGUGGAGGUCUCUGGGAGACUGCUGGAACGUCCCCAGAUCAAGAUGGCCAGAUGAUGAUGUCCCACCUUACAUUCCCGAGUUCUACGAUGGCUGGCAGCCUCCCGCCCCGCCACGCCUGCCCUCCCCGCUCCCUUACCGGAACGGUCCAAUGAGCAGGAGCAACAGCCAGCGCUUCCCGCCUGACCGACCCAACGGACAAAUAAACGACAGUCAGAGUUACCCGCCCAGAGGGAUGCAAGAGCCUGUGGGCAACAGUCAGUGGGGGGGUGCACCACCGCUAUCCCGCUCCACUGAGCCACCCCUGCCGAUGCGUGUCAUUUAUGACUUCAUGGCCAGGAACAACCGAGAGCUCAGCAUCAUGAAGGGAGAAGUGGUUGAGGUGAUUCAGAAAUCAAAGCAGUGGUGGCUCGUACGUAACACUCGUGGCGAGGAAGGCAACGUUCCUCAGAAUGUUCUGGAGCCGAUGAACAGCGCAGGGCCCAUAAACGAUCUGCGAGACACUCGUGGCCCCGUGACUCUGGACAUGGCCUCCACAUCCGCAGAGGUCAGAGCCUGGCUGGAGUACAGAGGUUUCUCCAAAAUCACUGUCACCAGCCUCGGAGUGCUGACUGGUCAGCUGCUUCUGGGGAUGACGAAGGAUGAAAUAAGGACUGUUUGUCCAGAAGAGGGAGGCAAAGUCUUCUUCCAGCUUCAGGCUGUUAAGACGGCCAUUGCUCUUGCCAAUGAGCCGCCAGGCCCGUACACCAGCCGCUACUAAAGAUCAACGUCACUGCUCAACGCCUUCAGUUUCUUUUCUCUUGAAUUUCAUCGAGAUCAACAUUUGGAUUUUUUUGUCUUAAUUAAUUAUGUCAUAAAUUAUCUUGUGUUGAUGAUAUAAAUGAAACUGCAUCAAGUGCUGAUUUCUUAGUGAAUUACUACUAAUUACUAUAUGUAGUAAAAUUUAUCACCAGCAGCAAAUUGAGUUAGUUAGAAAUUAAUUUUAACUGUAAUAUAACUUAUAGUUCCUCUAAUUAUUUCAAGUAAAUUGUGUAUAGUUUUAUGAACUGCAGUUAAAUAAAAAUGUAUGUAGACCUUUGUUCAAUCAAACAUAUUUUCGUUUUUAUAACUACAUUCUCUCCUGCUGCAUUAACUUAUAUCCUACAUUAU
This is a messenger RNA of Thunnus maccoyii (southern bluefin tuna), 2420 nucleotides long. RefSeq names its product EPS8-like 3b (gene eps8l3b). Bases 1 to 2031 code for a protein of 676 amino acids. The record is from RefSeq and is a predicted model, not a curated record. The transcript is spliced from 19 exons. Lineage: Eukaryota; Metazoa; Chordata; Actinopteri; Scombriformes; Scombridae. Gene Ontology annotation, cellular component: vesicle; plasma membrane; ruffle membrane. Gene Ontology annotation, molecular function: actin binding. Gene Ontology annotation, biological process: Rho protein signal transduction; regulation of Rho protein signal transduction; positive regulation of ruffle assembly.